UGCGUGUAAUCAUUUGGGAAUAACAUGUUUUUCUAUAAGUUAACUUUUAUCGCCGCCAUCCAUUUCACCUGAUUUUGUGAUUAUUUCUCGAAAAUUCCCAGCUUACACAGCUUCACGGGGACUAGGAUGUCACAAGGAAUAUAGUUCUGCUGCCACUGACCUGAGUCAAGACUUCUGAAAUGUCGACGACUUCAACCAACUUAAAACAAACAAGGAAAAACCAAAGCGGACCUCGCCAUCUUGACGGUAUUCCGAUGGAUACAUACGAUGAAGUUCAUCCCAAUGUCAUUUCAUGAAAGUUGUUUGCCUUUGAUAGGCCUACUCAUAGUUUCUUUUUCUGAUACCAAGGUCAACAGUGAUUGUGUGGUGCCAAAAGGCAAGCCUUCGGUUAUCUGUCUUGGCACCGACGAAGACACCCUGACGAGUUGGGAUCUUAGAGCUCAUGUAGGCGACACCAUAUUCGGCAAGUGCAUCGUGUCGAAGGAUUGCAACGUUGAGAAUGUCUACGUCGCAGUUGAUCCAAAGUCUUGUUCUGGCCAGCAGCGCAGUCGGUCAAUCCGUGAACCAAAUGGAAACGUAAAGAAGGUUGAUGAACAUAGCGUUACCUUUACCUUGCCAAAUGUGUCCAAAGACGAUGAAGGUUUCUAUCAAUGUAGAUGUAGCCAUUUGGAGAGACCCCUGGAUAAUAUUUACCUUUAUACGGGAAGAACUCCACUGAAGCCGUAUGUAUCACCCGAAAACCUCAUGAUCGCAAACUGGCAGAGUGUUAGCAUGAAGCUUUCACCCUCCUAUCAUCAGCAAAUGUCACACAUAGGAAAAUGCCAAAUUUUCAAUUUGACGUGGACCAUCAAGUAUUCUUUAAGCCGCCGAAACACCCCUUUUCUCCAUUGUGGCAGCAAGCAUUCAAUGUCGUGUAGUUUUACACUGAACGACUUCCAACCAAACAUGACGCUUUACCUGGAAGUGACCCUGAAAACUGUGAUGGACACAAUUGUCACAAACCUGGACAUUGACUCGUUGGAUGACAGGGUGAAACCAGCAAGACCUUCGAAUCUUCAUAUAAGCAAUGAAUCUAGUACAUCUCUUGAUAUAUCAUGGGAUUCGCCCAAUAGACACUUCGCCAUCCUCUACAUGAUUAGUUUGACUGCCUCCAAUGUCAAACACAAGCUUCUACGAAAUGUCACCAACAUAACCCAAGUGAAGAUAUCGGGGCUGAUACCCCACGGACUCUACAACAUUUCCUUAUCAGCGAAACCUCCGAGUUAUGGUCUAGUGAGUAACGAGGUAUACACUCUCCACGAGAUGAAAGCUGACGUCCCCGGGCGGGACCCGGUGCUCAUUCCUGGUGGCUUUGAUGCGACAGUGUGCGGCGGGAACUGCAAGAAUGUCACCAUCUACUGGAAGCCGAUCCCAGAGCAAUUUUGCAAUGGCGCUAUUAACUACAUCGUUGUGUUGAAUGGUCAUCAUCAAACAGUCGACGACAAUCGCAGUCACCACAUAGUAACAAACUUGGCCAGGGAUUCACCAAGCACGGUCCACCUCUUUGCAACAAAUAAAGAUGAGAAGAUUGGGCGAAACCACUCUUUGCCUGGGAAAAUGAUCGACAUACCAGCUGAUGGUAAAGUUCCACUGGUUUUAUCUGUCACAUACAAAGAAAUGAACGAAACGCAUAGGCUGAUGACGUGGGUUCUCAAUGACGAUGACGUGUCGGUUUCUGUUGUUCAGUGCAGGGAAAUGGAAGAGGGAGGUUGCGAAGAGAAGGCCCCACCAAGCUCCACUCUAAUUGAGCCAGGCAAGACAUCUGCAGUGACUUCAGCAGGGUUUCGAACAGGGAUUGGAAUCACUGAGGACGGCAAGGAGAUGGGCAUCUUUUGGAGUGAGGAAGCAGCUCCAGGGAGAGCGAACAUGUCCAAGAUGAACGAAACUCAUCUCAUCAUAAUCGGAUCAGUCGCAUCGGUCAUCCUUAUCGCCCUGGCUGUUUGGGGGACGAUAUAUUGGAAGCGUAGUAAAAGACCUAUUAAAAUGAAGCCACCAAAGAACACAUCUUCAAUUGGAUGGGUGCAUUCUAACGACUCGGAAGAGUUUAUAGGCACCGAAAAAGCUGUAGCACGGACUUUGGAACAAAUAGACUGUUUGGCGACCCCACCCUAUGACCCUGUGGUGAUCAAUGAUGAUGAUAUCUGCAGCAAUAGCACGGACUCGGAUGAGCUCAACGACAGCUACAAUCACGGCGCCUGCGGAAAUUGUCCUUUCCUCGGGGCAUCGGACCACGUUGGAAGAGAUGUUUUAGAGAGGCAGCCUGGCGACAAAGAGGAAGUGUUCGUCGCCAAUCGCGGGAAUGUCGCUACUUCUCCGAGCUUAGAAAUGGAAGACGACGAUUACAGUAAGGCAGCCUUUCCUGCGGACACUUGCAAGUGUGUGCGACUAGCUGGCGAGGGCCCGGGUAGGUGCGAAGGUACCGGGUACGAGGAGAUUGAGCUUGAGAACAUGCGGGGGGCCAAGAGGGUGGGAAAAGGCGAUCGCGACCCAUAUUCAUCAGAAACCUGCAAUAUGAACAAUGCGUGUAUAAAUUCUUUGUACGGCAACCAAGCAAUACCCCGUGGACUCAGUGGCCCACCUAUCAUAUCCAAAACAGCAACAGUUAAAACUUCCAAAUAUACGCCUACACCUAACUAUGCGAAAGUGUCAUUUGCCACAGAGGAAAUGACCACACAAAAGAAACAGACAAAAGAUAAGUUCAUUUUGAGGGGCGAAUAGAAGGCCCGCAUUUAUCAUUUUUAUCCGGCCGAGUAUACCCUUCCAACACUAUAAUGGUAGGGCCUUGUUCUAUUGUGGUAAACCAAUACUUUUAUCACCGUGAUGUAAUUUGGCAGAAGUUCCUCUGUAUUGAAUGCGAUACAAGAAGCAUGUGAAAUGAAUGAGGCCAACAGUUACGGCCCCAGCGACGAGCAAAUUAAUAGCUUUUGGCAGAGGUGAGGAAAGACUGAAUAUUCUGGAGAUGGCAUGAUUCUCGAGUUGGCACGGUAUAGAUGUCAAUGAUAUCGUCGGCCAACCGAGUCCGAGAACGUUAUAUCCGUAGCAGAAUCCACUGAAUACUCUGCUUCGAUGUGGCUGUAACACCUAUUCUUAGAACAAGAGCUGAUGGACACAUUAAACUAACGAUAUGUUACAUUGCCAUGGACUGUUAAUUUUCAUUGCCCGUUUUAAAAUAAGUAAUGUCGGCUUUCUAUGAACUAUUUCGAUGCGGACUAUAUGAAUUCAUUGUAUACUUGUCUUUUCAAAUAAACAGACUGAGUCGGAAAUUUCGAUGCAAUUGAUGUACGUGCAGAAUGUAGUUUACAUUUUCUUCAACAUGUUGUUAACAUAUUCGACGUCAAAUACACGUUAUCAAUUCCUUGCGGUUACACUUGAA
Lineus longissimus is the source of this 3412-nucleotide messenger RNA. RefSeq lists its product as uncharacterized. Bases 268 to 2757 code for a protein of 829 amino acids. Gene Ontology annotation, molecular function: protein binding. The record is from RefSeq and is a predicted model, not a curated record. NCBI's taxonomy places the organism in Eukaryota, Metazoa, Nemertea, Pilidiophora, Heteronemertea, Lineidae. The transcript is spliced from 14 exons.